Molecule: messenger RNA, 1506 nt
Organism: Cynocephalus volans (Philippine flying lemur)
Lineage: Eukaryota; Metazoa; Chordata; Mammalia; Dermoptera; Cynocephalidae
Gene: KCNJ3
Product: potassium inwardly rectifying channel subfamily J member 3
Exons: 3
Coding region: 1-1506 (501 amino acids)
Biological process (GO): potassium ion import across plasma membrane; regulation of monoatomic ion transmembrane transport
Cellular component (GO): plasma membrane
Molecular function (GO): G-protein activated inward rectifier potassium channel activity
Source: RefSeq, a predicted model, not a curated record
AUGUCUGCACUCCGAAGGAAAUUUGGGGACGAUUACCAGGUAGUGACCACCUCGUCCAGCAGCUCGGGCUUGCAGCCCCAGGGGCCGGGCCAGGGCCCGCAGCAGCAGCUUGUGCCCAAGAAGAAGCGGCAGCGGUUCGUGGACAAGAACGGCCGGUGCAAUGUACAGCACGGCAACCUGGGCAGCGAGACGAGCCGCUACCUCUCGGACCUCUUCACCACGCUGGUGGACCUCAAGUGGCGCUGGAACCUCUUCAUCUUCAUCCUCACCUACACCGUGGCCUGGCUCUUCAUGGCGUCCAUGUGGUGGGUGAUCGCCUACUCCCGGGGCGACCUGAACAAAGCCCACGUCGGCAACUACACACCCUGCGUGGCCAAUGUCUAUAACUUCCCGUCAGCCUUCCUCUUCUUCAUCGAGACCGAGGCCACCAUCGGCUAUGGCUACCGAUACAUCACCGACAAGUGCCCCGAGGGCAUCAUCCUCUUCCUCUUUCAGUCCAUCCUCGGCUCCAUCGUGGACGCCUUCCUCAUAGGCUGUAUGUUCAUCAAGAUGUCCCAGCCCAAGAAGCGCGCUGAGACCCUCAUGUUUAGCGAGCACGCGGUGAUCUCCAUGAGGGACGGAAAACUCACGCUCAUGUUCCGGGUGGGCAACCUGCGCAACAGCCACAUGGUCUCCGCGCAGAUCCGCUGCAAGCUGCUCAAAUCUCGGCAGACACCUGAGGGUGAGUUCCUUCCCCUUGACCAACUUGAACUGGAUGUAGGUUUUAGUACAGGGGCAGAUCAACUUUUUCUUGUGUCCCCCCUCACAAUUUGCCACGUGAUCGAUGCCAAAAGCCCCUUUUAUGACCUAUCCCAGCGGAGCAUGCAAAGUGAACAGUUCGAGAUUGUCGUCAUCCUAGAAGGCAUUGUGGAAACAACUGGGAUGACUUGCCAAGCUCGAACAUCAUACACUGAAGAUGAAGUUCUUUGGGGUCAUCGUUUUUUUCCUGUAAUUUCUUUAGAAGAAGGAUUCUUUAAAGUUGAUUACUCCCAGUUCCAUGCAACAUUUGAAGUCCCCACCCCACCUUACAGUGUGAAAGAGCAGGAGGAAAUGCUUCUCAUGUCAUCCCCGUUAAUAGCACCAGCCAUAACUAACAGCAAAGAAAGACAUAAUUCUGUGGAAUGCUUAGAUGGACUAGACGACAUUACUACAAAACUUCCAUCUAAGCUUCAGAAAAUUACUGGAAGAGAAGACUUUCCCAAAAAACUCUUGAGAAUGAGUUCUACAACUUCAGAAAAAGCCUACAGCUUGGGAGAUUUACCCAUGAAACUUCAACGAAUAAGUUCAGUUCCUGGCAACUCAGAAGAAAAACUGGUAUCUAAAGCAACCAAGAUGUUAUCUGAUCCUAUGAGCCAGUCUGUGGCUGAUUUGCCACCAAAGCUUCAAAAGAUGGCUGGAGGAGUAGCUAGGAUGGAAGGGAAUCUUCCAGCCAAAUUAAGAAAAAUGAACUCUGAUCGCUUCACAUAG